This is a messenger RNA of Papilio machaon (common yellow swallowtail), 1473 nucleotides long. Its product is annotated as protein rolling stone. The coding region runs from base 311 to 1177 and encodes 288 amino acids. The record is from RefSeq and is a predicted model, not a curated record. The transcript is spliced from 6 exons. NCBI's taxonomy places the organism in Eukaryota, Metazoa, Arthropoda, Insecta, Lepidoptera, Papilionidae. Gene Ontology annotation, cellular component: membrane.
GCUCGCGUCCAGUACAACACCGCGCUCCGAUACGCGCGCACGGUACUACACUAGCUCAAACAUAGCGCGCUUAAAUUUGAAAAUAGUGAUGUCGUUCAAUUAAUUUUUAAUCGAUGUAAAACACAGUGCGGUGUAAUGUAUAAUGGUGGGUACAGUUAGCUAGUGUGGCAUUGUGACUUAAUUUAAAAACAACUAAAAAAUAAAAAAAUUGUUAAAUUAACAUCAUCAAUGCAUCUAAAAGUGAACAAAGAAGAAACCGUUUACUAGUCAAUUGGCAUCGUACUUAUAAGUGUAAAUAUAAUAAGAAGUGAUGACGCAGUUAUCUUGGAGACAAAAGGCUGGUUGCUUCUUCGGAGCACUAAAGCCUGGAGACGAAAGACCGGAGUUAUUCGCAAGGUCAUGGUUCGGCCUCUGGGCUGUGUACUGGCGCGUUCCCAUCUUCCUUUGGUCUCUCAUCACGAUCACCUGGUCAACUGCUGCGUUCUGGGGCACCACAGACAAGUAUAUGUUGUACAUGACCCACUGGGGAUUACUACUAAUACUAGUGGAAUCCUUAUUUGGUGUAAUCGUUGCACUCAAAGAAGAUGGUUAUGUACCAGGUAUACCAGAGCCAAUUCACACGGACGCUACAACACCUGAUUACGGAAGUUUCGUUGGAUCUUUGAAGAAUGAGAAUAAGAAAGCUGAGUUUCCUUGGUACGUGAAAGUGUAUUGGGUACUGUACAAUAUCACCAUUCCCGUCGCCUUCCUCAUCACCGUCUUCUACUGGUCAAUACUAAACACCGCUAUAAAGAAGGUUAACUACGCGCCGAACCCAACGCUCGAUGUGAUGCUACACGGUGUGAACAGCCUGGUAAUGUUGACAGAGCUGAUCCUGUCCGCGCAUCCCAGUCGACUUCGCCACGUCAUGCAACCUCUAUACUUUGGCAUCGUUUACCUGAUAUUCACCAUUGUAUACUACGAUGCAGGAGGACUUGAUCCUUGGGGUCAUGUGUUCAUCUAUCCAGUUAUCGACUGGUCCAAGCCGGAGCAGACGUUGGUGGUGGCCUCCCUCACGGGUCUCUUCCUCGCCCUCAUGCACAUACUGACCGUAGGCGUGGCGACUUUGCGAGACAUGAUCGCCAGACGAUGUCGCAGCACACCUAAUGGAUUAUACAAUGAUGGAUUCGAAGCUUAAUAUCGAUUCUUCGAAAGUAUCGAUGUAUGAAGCAUCGAAAUGUAAAAGAAAAUCGAUGCAUUGAGAAGUAAGCGUCGAUACAAUCGAAUCAAUUGAUAGAAGUUAAAAGAGUAAUUAGAAGAGAAAGAUCUUACAAUUCGAACGUUCAGCGUAUUUUGGAUUGUAUUUUAAUUUGACAUUAAUGUGUCGUGAUGUAUUUUUGACUGAUAAAAUAAAUGUGGAAAAAAAGUACUUGUUUACUUACAAGUAUUUUGUGUAAAAUGUACCAGAAAUUUUGUAUAAACCUUAAAUACUUU